Molecule: messenger RNA, 5011 nt
Organism: Globicephala melas (long-finned pilot whale)
Lineage: Eukaryota; Metazoa; Chordata; Mammalia; Artiodactyla; Delphinidae
Gene: ASPHD2
Product: aspartate beta-hydroxylase domain containing 2
Cellular component (GO): membrane
Source: RefSeq, a predicted model, not a curated record
CCCCGCGGCCCCGCGGAGCGCAGCGCGGCGUCGGCACCGGCUGGGAACCGGCUCGGCUCUGGCUCGGGCUCCGGCGGCGUGGGCCGGGCAGCAGCGGGGCGGUGGCUCCGUGGCGUGGGCAGGGGGCGUCCGAGCGUCCGCGCCCUCGGGCGGCGGCGUCUCCCCGGCCCCAGCGGCCGCCCCCGCCGCCCGCGCGCUCGGGCGCAGGUUUGGACUGCCUAAAAAAGUCAUUUCACGGUGACCAGCCCCACUUGCCGACGUGACCUAAAGCCGCUCCUUUGCCCCCACCCGCAGUGACUUUUGCCGGGAGUGGGGGGCUGGGCACAGAUGUCUUUCCAUGCCGCCCUUGGCAGGACCCGAGGAACCGUGGCAGCCAUGCCUCCGCCUGCCCCAGCCGCCCCUCACCCCCUACGCUGACCUGCAUGGUAUGCAUGCCCUUGGGACUCCCGAGGACUGACCAGCUGACCUCUCUUCGGAUCCCCAACAGCUCCCCCAAAAUGUCGCUCGAGUGGCUGGUGGCCUGGAGCUGGUCGCUGGACGGCCUGAGGGACUGCAUCGCCACCGGCAUGCAGUCCGUGCGGGACUGCGACACCACGGCCGCGGUCACCGUGGCCUGCCUGCUGGUCCUGUUCGUGUGGUACUGUUACCACGUGGGCAGGGAGCAGCCCCGGCCCUACGUCUCGGUCAACGCCCUGAUGCAGGGCCCCGACGCCACGGGGCUGCAGAACGGGUUCGUGUACUGCCAGUCCCCCGAGUGCGUGCGCUGCAGCCACAGUGAGGGUCUCAACCAGAAGCUCUACCACAACCUGCAGGAGUACGCCAAGCGCUACUCCUGGUCCGGCAUGGGCCGCAUCCACAAGGGCAUCCGCGAGCAGGGCCGCUACCUCAGCAGCCGGCCCUCCAUCCAGAAGCCCGAGGUCUUCUUCCUGCCCGACCUCCCCACCUCGCCCUACUUCGCCCGGGACGCACAGAAGCAUGACGUGGAGCUGCUGGAGCGCAACUUCCAGACCAUCCUGUGCGAGUUUGAGGCCCUGUACAAAGCGUUUUCGAACUGCAGCCUCCCACAGGGCUGGAAAAUGAACAGCACCCCCAGUGGGGAGUGGGUCACCUUUUACUUGGUCAAUCAGGGGGUCUGCGUCCCCCGGAACUGCAGGAAGUGCCCACGGACGUACCGCUUGCUUGGAAGCCUUCGGACCUGUAUUGGGAACAAUGUUUUUGGGAACGCGUGCAUCUCCGUGCUGAGCCCCGGCACCGUGAUAACGGAGCACUACGGACCCACGAACAUCCGCCUCCGCUGCCAUUUAGGUCUGAAAACUCCGAGUGGCUGUGAGCUGGUGGUGGGCGGGGAGCCCCAGUGCUGGGCAGAAGGCCGCUGCCUCCUCUUCGAUGAUUCUUUCCUGCACGCCGCGUUCCAUGAAGGUUCGGCGGAGGACGGCCCACGGGUGGUUUUCAUGGUGGAUCUGUGGCAUCCCAACGUCGCAGCGGCCGAACGGCAGGCCCUGGAUUUCAUCUUUGCCCCGGGACGAUGAGAACAUUGGUCGUGCUGCAGUCGCCGAGAGUGGCCGCGGUCCGCCCGGGCAGACAGGGGUGCGGCCCGGCCCCUGCCCCUGUUCCAAUUCCAUGCCUCGACAGAAUGCUCUCAUUUGGGAUUUGGUUUUUAGGUCGUGUUGGGUCCCUCUUUCCUUCGGUUAUUGAAAGUGGGAAAUUUUCAGCUUGUAUUUCCUUAGAUUUUUUUUCCCUUCCAAUCAUUUGCUUCUGCGAUUCCUUUCUGCCUAAAAGCGCAUUACUUUGCUCUGUGACCAGAGGCUCGGGGUCCCUGUUGUCUGUGUCACGCUGCUACUUGGUUUCGUCAGUGCUCUGAAAUAGGGUUGCCAAAUGGUUACUUGUCUGGAUGUAAUAACGUAAAUCUUCCUGUCAUCUUAAAAGAAAAAAACAAAAACAAAACAAAACACUGCAGAUCAGAGAGCUGGAGGACGUGGCCUCUGCUGCUGUCACGAUCACCCUGGGCCUCAGACGCCCGGGUCGGGGGAGCCCGCGGUCCGCAUCCCCAGCUGUCCCCUGCUGGCUUCCUCGGCAGGGUGGCCCAGUCAGGGCAGGGCAGACUCACCAUUGCUCACCUCACCCUGAACCCAGUCGGGUCCCUGAUGGCAAGAGCAUCAGGCUGGUGGCAAUGGAGGCUUUUCUGUAGACGUUGCUUUCCGACAGAGCUGAGGCUGGUGUCUUCGAGAGCCAAGCUGGGGCUCCCUCGGUUCAGCAGCUGAACAUGUGAUUCGAUUACCUCACUGCCUACAGAAGCCCUACUGCCAAGCCGGGCCUGGAGAAUUCCCCGUUUGAGCUGUUUGGAGUCCAAGGUGAUGAGCAUUCAGACCCCCAGGCUGGCUGAUGGGCGCCGAGGUGAGAUGAGACCUCACUCAUCCAGUGACGUUCUGGAAAAGCCUUUCUCUGGCAAAACUGGAAUCGUAGAUCCGCCCGAAGUGUCUGUUUUGCUUUGGAGUUCUGUUUCCUAUGAUUUCCCAUUUGUCUGUACAUAAGCGUUCAAACGCUGGGCUCGGAGAUCAUGGCAGAGUCGGCCCUGUGUCUCUGUCAGUGCACAAGGGUGUGGUGAGGGCCACCUAAGCCAGUGUGUGCACGUGAGGACACUGGGGGGACCUACAUACCCAAAGGACCCAUGGUCGCGGCGCUGGGUCUGCUGUGAAGGACGUGGCCAGUUUGAGGCACUAAGUCUAGAAGCAGCCCCCCGUUAGCCGAUGUGUGAAGGAGUCUCCUCCAGUCACACUAGAGAUGCCUUUUUUGAAUAAUGUAUUACGGCAGAGUCAGGUUUGUAAAGCCUUGGAGCGGUACGGAACAUACUGCUUGUCCCGUCUGGGUCCAGUGUUUCUAUCCGAACGGAAACCAGCAGCUUCUGGGAGGAGCAACCGUCAGAAGUAAACGCGGUCUGAAACGCACUAGGUAGUUACUAGCAAGUGUGCAAAGAAACCGUGUCUACAUUUGAGUACAAUUUCUACACAGGUGUUUUUCAGCGAUUAGAAUGCAGGAAAGGGCAGAAAUGUCAAACACACCUGAAGUCUUUUUACUUGUUAAGUUUCUUGUUAAAGAAUCCCUGAGGUGCAUGAUUUCUACACGUACUGACUGCUCUACGUUUACAAAGCCAGCAGCCCACACAGGCCCCUGGCUACCUGUGCUCACGUGACGCGGUUGGGGAGCAGAGGGUAAAUAAAAGAUCUUGCUGAAAACCAGAGUGAAGUGGUAAAGCGGUCUGUUGGAGAGGUGAUGUGGGACUUGGGCAGAGGCUCCGAGAGGGCCACUCAUUGCAGGCUCUUGGUUUCUGGAUCGUGUCACAGAGACAGGAGGGCCCCUAACGGUGGUCAUGUACAGGGAAUGAAGCGAGAUGUAGUUCUCAGUAAUGGGCGCGGAGUGGGGGAAAGGAGCAGAUCCAUGGAAUGUUCGGGAGCUGCAGGUGUCACUCUGGACAAAGAACAAGGGCCGUGCUCCAGGAGAGCUGAGGAUUCCGGACUCGGUGCCAAGAACUUGCUCCCACGUCACCUUGCACAAGUCAUGGAGCCUCUGGGAGCCUCAGUUUCCUUCACUGUAGAGACAGUGCCUGGCACGUGAAGCAGCGAGGUUGGUUCCCUUCCUGACAUAGCAGGGGUUCUAAGCAGUUACAGACAAACAGGUGAGGAGGAAGGAUGGGUGAGGAAGAGAUGGACGAGUCCACCGGGUCGCUGGUAGAGGCGGCCGGGGAGCUGCGGCUUCUUUCUGCUGUCUGUGUCUAACCUCGGGGAGAAAGAAGCAGGGCCCUUGGUGGCUCUGUUUUGAAUGUUUCCCCUUGUGUUAGAAGAAGGACAGGGAGCUCUGGUGGCCUGGAGCCCCAGGAGAUGCCUGGCUGCCAGGUGUUUUCAUAGCAAAGCUGGCCAGGCUGCCACAGCAGGUGGGAGGGAAGAGCACCGUGCACCCUGGGCCACGAUAUUUCUCGCUCUCCUGAAGCGCGCGUUGCCAGCUAGGCAACUGCUAAAGUAAUUUACACGUUGCAGCCGGGGAUGCCCAAGGUGAGAAAAGGGAGGCAGCAUGCCUGCCCAGCUUCGAGUGGGAAGCCCUGCCUUCCACGCAGAGGCAGCCUGCCUCGGCUGCAAGGCCGGAUUGGUGACUCAGUUUGACAAGGUCACCUCCCAGGUCUCCCAGGCACCUGCUCAUCAUCCCCCAAAGUCGCCUAGAUUGUCUGGGUUCUGAGCCCUCCUUUGCUGACAGCAGCCACCCUUGUAGCAUUGAGUAGUGCCCUGCAGCGUGUGGUGGGGGAGGAGAAGGGUAGUCCUCACCCACUGGCUCUGGACUUUGGCUGCACAGUACAGUCACCCAGGGAGCUUUUGAGAAAUACUGAUGCCCACACCCUGCCCCCAAGGCAUCUCAGUUCUUUGGCCAGGUCUCCGGUAUUUGUUUCAACUCAUUUCCUGGGCUGACUCUAAUGUGUAGCUGGAGCUGAGGGUCGAUGCCCUGAGUAGCAAAAAUGGCAAGGCCUUUGAAAUCAGCCAGCUGGAGGUUCAAGGCUCAGCUGUGCCCCUAUGUGAUACUGGGAUAGGCCACCUAACCUUGGCCUCUAGGGGAUGGUCACUGUUUUAACACUCUCCUCCAGCAGUACUCUGACGAGCCUCUUGCAAGACCGUAACAUUCCCCUUUCUCAGUCCCUGGAUUUCCAGGACCUGACCCAACCCCAGCUGCAGGGCUAGGCACAUGACCCACACCUGACCAAUCAUCAGAGCCUUGCAGACUCCUGGGUACUAAGGGCUGGGCACAUGGUCCAAGUUCUCUCCUGGGACCAUUGAGAAAGAGAGGCUACUUUUCGAGGGAUGGGAGUGGGGGAUCCAGUGUAAAGAAAAUCUGAGAGAGAAACCCACAGAGGAGAGCAGGUCCCUCAUCUUGUGGAGAUCAUCUGAGUCCUAAUAUAGCUUUGCCUGGAACCAGCCCUACCUCUGGACUUUUCCGUACAUGAGCCAAUAAACUCCCUUUUAACUCUUAA